UUGCAUGACGGGAGAUGACGUUCACGAGACGGAAAGGCUACGUAACAAACGGUUCUCGUGACGAAUCAUGGGAAUAGAUGGCCAACCAGUCCGUGCCACGACAUCACGUGACAAAAUUGUUGUUGAACAAGGCCAGCUCACCCGACAGCGCUGAAGGAGGAACGACUUGAAGCAACGUUAUGGCUAGUUUAGUCUUUGAUUCGCCUGUUACUUUAGUUGUGAAGACUCCUAACCAAAAGGUGGACGAUUUGAGGAUAGACUGUGCUUUAGAGUGGUCAGUGGAACAACUGAAAAGGCAUCUUUCGAGCGUUUAUCCAACCAAACCGGAAAGCCAGCAUCAGAGAAUCAUUUAUUCAGGGCAGCUACUGAAUGAUAAUUUAAUCCUGAAGGAUGUGUUUCGCGAGCAUGAAGAUGGAAAACAUCACACUGUGCAUCUCGUGUGUCCAAUGAAGAUGGAAACCAAAUCAACUGAUUCACAAGCAACGAAGGGGUCCAGUACUCCUACAACAAGCAGUGGUGCUACAACUACUGAAACAGCGCCCACCACACCUGUUACACCACAAACAACCACUGAUGGAUUGCGAUACAGAGGGGCAAAUACACCUACCUAUCCACAGUACAAUAUGUACCACCAGCAGAUGGCCAAUGCCGGUUAUAACCUUCCAGCCCAAGGACAUGGCUAUGUUAUGCCACCAUUUGUACCACCUCCCUACUGGAUGCAACAAAUGUUUGCUCAGCAGAUGGCAGCCGGAAGAAUACCUCAACCAAACAUGUACAUGCCACCCAAUUAUGGACAUCUGCAAAUGCCCUACCCGUGGCUCCCACAGGCAGGACAUUUUCCUGCACUUCAAGCCCCAUUUAUGGCGCCACCACCUCAAAAUGUACCACAGACUCCUCCACAACAGGUUGCUGAGCAACCACAGGCACCCCAGCCACAAGUGAAUGAGAAUGUUCAAGCCAAUGCCAAUGCAGGACCUCUUUUUGAUGAAGAGGAGGAUGAAGAGAACCCUAAUCGUGAUUGGUUGGAUAAGAUUUACACACUUUGCCGAAUAGGAAUCUUGUUGAGCAUAUUUUGGUUUUACUCAUCGACGAGUCGUUUCUUGGUGUUGAUUGUUACAUUUGUUUUGAUCUACUUGUACCAAUCUGGGAUUCUACAGAUCUUCAGAAGAAAUGGAGGAAACAAUCGUCAAGAAAUUCCACCACCAGCACCCCCACCAGAACCACAGCAAGAAGAACAGAGACAGGAACAGAAUGAUCUAAAUAGACCUCAAGAAGAUGUAACUGAUAAUGCAGGACACAACACCGAAGACAGCGAGCAGAAUGACACCAAUGAUUCUACAGAACCACCUGCCCCACCCACUCCACCCCCGGGACCAUCGGCCACAACUGUAGCUUACAACUUUGUCACCUCGUUUUUCACGUCACUAUUUCCAAAUGGGCCUGGUGUUCAAAAUUAAUACAUCAAGGAACUUUUUGUGAGAAUUAUUAUUCUACUGGUGGAGUAGCCUUUGUGGAUUAUUUAUGGAAUUCUAUGUGCUGGAUGCUGAAAAACUGUAAAAUUCAGCUUAUGGUACAGUGUAGGCCUUAAAAUUUAUUUUAAGUGUAUGGGUAAUUAUCUAAGUUGCAUAAACACCAAACAAAAAGUAAAAGAUAUUUUUAUACACUUGUAGCAUAAAUAAUACCAAUAUUGAUGCUAAAAUGUACAUGGAUGUAACUUCUAUUAUAGUAAAAUAUCGUUCUUAAGCAUAGUUGUCUAGGCCUAAUGUGCAGUUGGCUAAAUCAAUGCCACAAACAUACUAUUGCCGCUCUGUGUAUGAGUAAAUGGUGACAAGAUGGAUUGUCACUUGUCAGUCAUGGAAGGUGGCUGGCUUACCUGCAUUGAAGGGUUUUUUUCCGUGGAAAUUAUGCUGUUACAAUACAAGUUUGAGAUAUUCUCAUUUUAGAUCGCUUGUUACCAGCAAAGCAAACAUUUACAUGUACAUGUACAGUGUAUGUUUCUAUCAACUCAGUUUAUGUCCUAUUAGCUGCUGCUCCAUCUAUCGUUUUGAUGAAGAUGACUGAAAAGUUGCCAAGGUCAUGAUGAGAUAUGCAAUGUAUAAAGAUUUUAAUUAGUUC
Orbicella faveolata is the source of this 2115-nucleotide messenger RNA. Its product is annotated as homocysteine-responsive endoplasmic reticulum-resident ubiquitin-like domain member 2 protein. Gene Ontology annotation, molecular function: protein binding. Gene Ontology annotation, biological process: endoplasmic reticulum unfolded protein response. The record is from RefSeq and is a predicted model, not a curated record. Lineage: Eukaryota; Metazoa; Cnidaria; Anthozoa; Scleractinia; Merulinidae.